UGCCUGUGGAAUUCUCUGCUUCGUGGUCCAACGGGAAUGUGAAAGAAUAUAAGUUGACACUCGACACCUAUCCGCGGCUUGAGAAUCAUUAUGAGUUGCUGCUGACUGAGUGUGUGGAUCUCUAUCAGAAGGGAUCGCGCGAAGCAGUUCUUUCAGAACGUUUUGUUGACGAUUAGUGUUUUUCCUCUCUUUUACUUUACUUCCUUUUGUAUUAAACGGAUUCUUACACCCCUGCUUUGCAACAGUGGGCUAUAAUUCGGGGGUGUCGAUGAUGACUGUGGUUGACGUUCCCGCUCCGGCAUGGGUGGGAAGAGGAAGAAUGUGGGAGCGGAAGGGAACCCGAAGCCUGCUAAGGUAGUGCGAAUGGAGCCGCGUGCCGAACCUGUCUCAAAGAAACCUCCGAGAGUGGACAAGGGAGGUAGCGGAAGCUCCAGUUCUGCGCCGUAUCAGCAGACUCUACCCGACAUGGGGGUGUUCCAAGAUAUCCUUGCGACCCACUAUCGAGAUGUGAGGUUGCCUAUCGCGGCCGCUCAAACUCUGCCUUCCGCCCAGUUGCGUGACACAUAAAACAAAAAACAAAACAUAAUUUUCUACAAAAUCAAUGAAUUAAGUGAAUCCACGGCCUAAAUUAUGCUAUCCAAAUGACCCUUAAGGCUAUUUUGGUAACGACAACUCAUCCUUUCGGUCAUGUCAAACCUCCCUCCUUCAUUUCCUUCCAAAUCAAUUACCCUUCUCCAUCGCGAUAAGCUGAAAAAUUAUCCUCUCCGGCUUCAGUGCCACCAAUUGCAUUCGAAACCUUUAAUUCUAUCGCAUUUUUGCAUCCUUUUUGUUUCUCUCUAAUUCUAGACGAAAGAAAACCUACGACUGUCACGACCUAAAACGUUGCUCCAUCGACGAUGAUGCUCCUACGCGCCAGUGACAUCCUCCUCUGUCGAACUCCUAAUCCUCUCUAGUUCCUGAAAUUUCUUGAAAUGGAACCGUUCGAAUUCCAUGCAGUUUCUCGUUAUUGUUGCUCGAGUUUCCUGCUCACAUUUGUGUAGUUUUUGGUAUGAAGUGUGAUAUUUCUAGUGUUGUUUUGAGUUUCUGGUGUGGUUUCACAUACUUAUUUUAUAAUUGCGAAAUGAAUUCAAUACGAGAGAAGAGGAGAAAAUAACAAUGUUCGACAGUUGCAAACGUUCACAUGAGUUGAACCAAGCAGUCAACAAAAAACCCCAGGACAAACAAGAAGAAGUACAAUGUCUACACCAGGAGACUUUUCGUUUGCAUUGUGAUUAACGUGUGGUGUGAUAUAUAGCAUUUUUGGUUCGCUUUGUUGGGUGUCUGGUGAGACUUCUCAUUUUUCUUGUCUCCUUCAUAAGAGUUGUGGCGUGGUUUACCAUAUUUUGUCAGCUUUUUCCAUUUUCUAUCUAUUUUACGAGUGUGGGGUGUGGUUUGUCGCGUUUCUGGUCUGAUAUGAGUUUUCCGGUCUGCUUCAUUAGGCUUCUUGUUAGUUUAUGAGUUUUCUGGUAUGAUUCUAGAAAAUUGUGGUUAACUUUGGGCUUUUUGGUAUGCUUCAAAAAAUUUGUAUUAUUGUGAGUUAUAUGGUCUACUUUAUGAAACUUGUGAUAAACUUUAUGGUCUAUUUUAUGAGUUUUGUGGUGUGAGCUUUGUAUUAUUUGUGAUAUUUUUAUGAGUGAAGAUGGGCAGGGGCAAAAAAGAGAGGAUCCACACUGGAUUGAGAUCCCACUAGUUCACCGACAUAAGCCUGUUUUUGGAAAAGGCAAAGAAAUUAGCCACCCUCCACGCCGAACCUUUCACCCACCCACCCCCCCCCCCCCCCCCCCGCCUUCUCUCAGAAAACCUUUCCUCCGUCUUCUCCCAAACAAUACCCUUCCACCGUCUUCGAUUGGUCCUCCCCCAAAAACCCUUUUCCUCCAUCUUCUCCCAAAGACUCCCUUCCACCGUCUUCGAUCAUUUUUUGGCGGCGGGUCUUGAGUGUGAAGACUUUGUUGUUUGGGGCAGAGGUAGUUCAGAUACAACCUCAACUUUUGUAGGGGUUUGUCGGUUCGUCUCCGUUGAUUGUUUUUUAUCCGAUUCGUCGGUACUUUCGCCCAUCCCCACUUCGUUUUUUUAUAUGAAAUUCUGGUUUGCUAACCUAGUUGUUUAUCUCCUUCUUGUUAAGUGCAUAGACGAACCUCCUUCCGUCGUUGUUCCUUUCUGUGCCCGUGAAGACAAUUGGUGGUGAGGUUUCUUUACAUUACUGGUUUUUGUUUUUCGGCUGCUAGGUUGGAAUAAGCCUUAUGAAGGCCUGUGUUUUUUGUUUGACGUGAUUGUUUGGUGUUGAUAUGAUCAACUGGUAGUCUUAAGAAUCGUACCAGUGGUAGUGGUACUUGUCGUAGUGGUACCAACAACUUUGAUUGGUACCAAUAACAUUUUUCCUUGUUAGUAGUAGUAUUUUACCAGUACUCUUCUACAUUGCUAGUAGUAGUUAAGAAUCGUACCAGUGGUUGUGGUAGUUGUGGUACUGGUACCCAUAGCUUUGACUGGUACCAGUAACAUUCUUGAUUGUUAGUAGUAGUAUUGUAUCAGUAACAUUCUACAUUGCUAGUAGUACUUAAGAAUUGUACCAGUGGUAGUUGUGGGACUGAUACCCAUAGCUUUGUUUGGUACCAGUAACAUUGUUUCUUGUUAGUGGUAUUAUUGUAUCAGUAACAUUUGACAUUGCUGGUUAUGUUUCUCGGCAGGUAGCAGUCCGCUUGAGGGCUCUGGUGAUCUGGUGUUGGGCCUAAUAGCAAAUGGCCACUCGAUGAGGUAACAAAGAGUCUCAUCAAAAAGAAGAAGCAACAGACUGUACAACCAAAUCCAAUCUCUUUGUAGAAGAAGUGCAAUCUGACUUCAAUCAUCGAGAUUGUGGAGGCUGGUAUUUCAUAUGAGAGGAAGGCGCUUAUCAAGAAGCUCGGGCUAGGUUCUGUGCUCGAUUUGAAGAUGAAAUGGUUUGAUAUCACAUUGUUGUGUUGGAUUACUAUACUAUUCGAUGAGGAGACGAAGUCGAUAACUAUGGAGGAUGAGGGACAUCUAACCUUUACUAUGGACAAUGUCGAAAUUUAUGGAGGAUGGGGGGCAACUCACUUUUACUAGUUUUUUGGGUGUUAGUCUUUAAUUUGAUCUUGGACAAAGUAUUGUUGCUUACAUCGGCACAAUUUGAUUGUGAAAAUUCAGUACCUUCUCCCAAGUUAAUUUAACUACAUACUUGGGCACUUGUGGGUUUUGAGAUAACUCUUCAAUGGUACCUUUUUAGCUGUACGGGUACCAAAGCAAUGUCACUGGUACCAAUUAAAAGUUACUGGUACCAAAAUAAUGAUACUCGUACCAAAGCAAUGUUACUGGUACCAAAAUCAUGACACUGGUAGCAUUAGUAAGACCGGUACCAAAUCAGGGCUACUGGUAGCAUUAGUAAGACCGACACCAAAACAGUGCUGCUGGUAGCAUUAGUAUGACCGAUUCCCAAUCAUUGGUACUAGUAUCCAUUACUAAUUCACAAUAGUAAGCCGCUCUUGAAAUUAAUUCUACUAGUUCAACCAGUGAAGGUGUAUUUGUAUUAUGUGCUCUAAGUAACAUUAAUUUGGUUAAUAGUACCAUGAUUUUGGUACCGGUAACAUUGGUUUGGUACCAGUAACAUUUGAUUGGUACCAAAAUCAUGCUACUAGUAACCAUUACUCAGUCUAAUACCAAAACAGAUGAAUUAGCAAAUCGAACAAUUGCAGUAGUGAUUCCACGUUGAACUGUCGGAUGAAACGAUGGAUGAGAACAAACCUCUAUUUAAAGAACAAAUGCAUUAGCAAAUCAAACAAUUUAACCUCCGACCAAUAUCCCGGUACCACUAGGGAAGUACCACUAACUACAACUAAAUGACUACCACUAAGGGACUACCACUAGAUGACUACGUUACUACCACUAAAAAUGUACCAGUAGAUGACUACCACUAGGAGCCUACCACUACAAUAACACUACCACUAGCUAACUUGAACCAAAACUACUUGUACAUUUUCACAAAACAUUAUUUGUACCAGUAGUAAAACGGUACAACUGCA
Messenger RNA from Linum trigynum, 4070 nucleotides. The record is from the annotation of a GenBank genome assembly. Lineage: Eukaryota; Viridiplantae; Streptophyta; Magnoliopsida; Malpighiales; Linaceae.